AUGAGGACACGAGCUAACGACCAUCGACGUCAGGUUGCUAGUCCGGCCUUUACCCCGGACUCGCAGCCUAGUGAUUUAUUGCAGGAGGCGCUGAGGAGCGGGGGUGGUAGCAACCUAGAUGAUUAUGUGGAUGCGAAACUCUAUGUGAGCUCCACCGAGGACUCUCAACGAUGGUAUCAGCUUUUAGGAGACUACCUCCACGACCAGACCCCGAGAGGUUACAUCUGGCAGAGAGACCCCCCACAAGUGGACGUGUUGGAUGCCUCGAGGGUCUCAUCUCCCUACCUAGUGUAUGGUAUCCAUCUGCGCUAUGGGGAUGCUCUGCAUGAUGAAUGGCUGCUCAUCAGCUUGCUGGUUUCACUGACUAGGAAGUACUCCGAGGUUGCCUGUGAGGUGUCCGAUGUCGAUGGAGAUCCUCUACUAAUAGAGGCAGCACCUGCGUUGCCUAAGUGGCUGAGUCCUGAAAAUGCAGGACACAGAGUUUGGAUUCACCAAGGGAUGCUCCACAUCUGCCCGAAGGCUCCUUCCGAGCAGCCCCCAGAUAUCAAGCCAUUGGCAGUAGAGGCAGCAGUGGACAUGGUCCUCGAUGAUGACUGUGAGACUAUUGCCUCCCCUAGUGUGCAGAGAUGUAUUAUCAACAAGCUGAAGUCGAAGCCGUGGAGCAUCGACCUUAUGCAUGUCAGGUUAUUGUUACCUGCCGUACUGGCAGAGCAACUCAUACGGCAACCUCAGAUCAUAUCCCUCCUCCUCGAUUACUUGCCUCCUGAUCGCUUGGCUGAGCGCGGUAGUAGCGUCAUCACUGAGAGCAUCUCGAGGGGGGACUUGGUGACCAUCCAAGUGUCGAUGACGAAGCUUCAUUAUGCUUCCCUUAUGGGCAUCAAGGGCCGUCUGAGGAUGCCUGCCAGGCUUGCCUUUGGUGGUCAACAGAUGCGUAGUCGUAACGAGGAAAAUACAGUGAUGCUGGGUCGGCUGGUCUCGUUGGCGGCUCAUUGUGCUGUGAAGGCUAAUAAUAAGGAUACGGCACACUUUGAGAAGGGCAAGGGGCUCUUGAACCGAAUGGAGGAGUGCAGGGAAGAGGAGGUCCCUCUGGAGAGAUUUGCCAAGUACGACGGUCCUAGUGAUAGCGAUGCGUGGCUGACUGAAGCUAUUGAGGAGGCUGGCAAGAAGGAAGAUGGGCUCACUGAGGAGGAGCAGAAGGAGCUGCAGGAUGUGUCUACGAGGCUCAACGACCUUAUGGGGAAGGCUUCGGGCAUAUUCGGAAUAGAAAGUCAUGAGGAAGGGAGUGAAGGCUCGGAUGAUGAUGAUAUGAUCGAUGAGAUGCCGGACUCGGACGCUGAGGAUGAGGAGGAGGAGGAGGAUGUCCCCGACGUUGAGAUGAAGAGGUACAUGAAGCAGCUUGAUGAGGAGUUGAGGAUGAGUAUGGGCGCAGAUGACCAUCACGUUGAUGCAAUGGAUGACGAGGCUGUGGACAGGGAGGUCAGCGCUAAUCUAAUGAGGUCGUUGAGGGCAGAGGACAAAGUCAACCCCGGCCCUACCAAGUUGUUACUGGAGGAGGCUCGGAAGGGAGCCCCCAGCAACUCCUCGAGUACUUAUUCGACAUCACCACUCCGACCAUUGGUGACUAGCAGUACGAGUCCUCAGAGGAGCAGUGAGAGGCUACGCAGUCAACUGCUUUCGGUGGGGGAGACCUUCAUUGGCUUUGACAAGGUCAUUGAGGAUGAAGCUGCUAAACGGAGGUCCUCUGAGGAGCACCGAGUGACGGAUUUGGCUGAUACGGUGACUAGACUGGACAAGGCGCUGUCGGAUGAGGUCCGCAGGCGUAGUGAAUCUACUAACACCCUCACCCGAGUGACCGAACAGAUGGCUAACGACAUGCUCGACAGGCUACAGAACGGUAUACUAGGGAAGUUGGAGGAGGUGGCCAAGACGGUGGAGACCCUCGCUUUGCGUACUACUACACUGGAGAGGGGCAUGCUGCAAUUUCGGGGUGAGCUGCCGUCGAAGCUCCUGGUGGAUGCAUCAGCACUCCAAAGGGAGAUUAAGGAGCUGGGGGAGAAGAUGAAGGGCGAACGGCAGGUGUGGGCGGAUAGGGACCAUCGGUUGUCGGAAAGGUCGGAAGAGAUCGGUCUUGGACUUGAACGGAAAGUAGACAAUGAAUGCACUACGUUCGAGAAACAGACCUCGGGUCUGGAUAAGGAGGUGGAAGCUCUACGGAAACUCACAGCUGAUAGUGGUGCUCCCGACCGCCGUGUGACUGAGGAGGACCAGUUCCGAGGCUUCCUUUUGGAAGAGCUCGCCAGUAUCAAGAAAGGUCUACAACUGGAGACCAGAGCUCGAACGGAUGCUGAUGAUGAUAUCAUCGCUGCUGUGAAUCAGUCGGCCGACUCCCUUCAGAGAGGUCUCAGAUCUGCUAAUGUAUGA
Molecule: messenger RNA, 2421 nt
Organism: Perkinsus marinus ATCC 50983
Lineage: Eukaryota; Perkinsozoa; Perkinsida; Perkinsidae
Exons: 21
Coding region: 1-2421 (806 amino acids)
Cellular component (GO): nucleus
Molecular function (GO): structural constituent of cytoskeleton
Source: RefSeq, a predicted model, not a curated record